Pectinophora gossypiella (pink bollworm) is the source of this 815-nucleotide messenger RNA. It is a transcript of the gene irp2, whose product is annotated as putative defense protein Hdd11. The coding region runs from base 112 to 612 and encodes 166 amino acids. The record is from RefSeq and is a predicted model, not a curated record. Lineage: Eukaryota; Metazoa; Arthropoda; Insecta; Lepidoptera; Gelechiidae. The transcript has 5 exons. Gene Ontology annotation, molecular function: oxidoreductase activity, acting on metal ions.
UAUAAACCUUGAGCGUGAUGUGGCUGGCGACCCAUUAGAAGACAUUCACAGCACGACACACGUCGCCUGAUUCACCGGUGCACUCGUAAAUAUUAAGAAAACCCUAUAAACAUGUGGUGCAAGUACGUGGUGGUAGCGUUAGCGAUGGCGGUGUGCGCGGAGGCCUACUCCAGCGGAGCGCCGGAGAGCGCUUGUGUCGACAUGAUUCCGCGGCACCCCGUCUCGCCGCAGCAGACGCCCGCACCCUACAUCAUCACCACCAGCGCCAAGACGGUGAAGUCUGGCAAUCCGAUCGAGGUGGUGAUCUCGGGCAAGGAGGAGUCGAACACCAUCGGCGGUCUGCUGUUGCAGGCUCGGCAGGGUAACAAGCCCGUAGGAACCUUUACCGUGCUACCCAACGACCCCUUCGCGAAACCCCUCAACUGUGGCAGCCCUGGCAACGCUGUGACCCACAAGAAACACGAGUUGUCGGCUGAGAAGCAAACUCUUAAGUUCCUGUGGACUGCUCCUAAGGACUUCGAUGACGAAAUCAAAUUCAGAGCGACUGUCGCACACAACGGCGCCGUCUUCUGGGUGGGCCUAGAAUCUGCCCCCGUCAAAGUAACCCUCUAAGUUAAUUUAUAUCUUAGGUAUUACGGUCGUAGCAUCUAUUUCUACUUGCCUAUUCCUUUGUUACCAACAUCACAUGUAAUACUCAAGAUAAAUGGAUUUAUAUCAGUAUUUCACAAUCUAAGAACUACAUGUCACAUUACUAAUAAUUAAAUUACAAUUUAUUUAGUUAUAUACAAAAUAAGAAAUAAAUAUUUUUAACUUAA